This is a messenger RNA of Cryptococcus wingfieldii CBS 7118, 2058 nucleotides long. RefSeq names its product transcriptional activator SPT8. Gene Ontology annotation, molecular function: protein binding. The record is from RefSeq and is a predicted model, not a curated record. NCBI's taxonomy places the organism in Eukaryota, Fungi, Basidiomycota, Tremellomycetes, Tremellales, Cryptococcaceae. Bases 1 to 2058 code for a protein of 685 amino acids. The transcript is spliced from 8 exons.
AUGCGCAGCGACGAAGAAGAUGACGAAGAAGAGUUCUACGAUGAGAACGAGGAAGACGAGGUGAAUGCAGAUGGCGAGGAAGAGGGAGAAGAAGAAGGAUCCGACGACGACGGAUCCGAAGAAGAUAACGCCGAAGACGAAGAUGAGGAUGAGGAUGAGGACGAAGAAGGCGAAGAUGAGGAAGAAGAAGAAGGUGGAGAUGAGGAAGAAGACGGUAGCGAAGAUGAGGGCCAACCCAUGGACGUCGACGCCCCUGCAGAAAAUGGCGAGUGCCCAGUGUCCCAGCCACCACAACCAGCAAGAUCAGCCACUCCGCCCCAUCUCGUCCGCCGGUCCUUUCUCAAACCUGCAUUCAACCUUCAAUACCCACCCCGCUCUCUUUCGGUCGAGGUCGUCGCAGGUAUCCCACUGCCCACGCCUAUCCACUCGCUUGGAUCCUCCAAUUGCAUGUCUUAUCUUCUAGCAGGCGGGCAGGAUGGGUUCAUCAGAGCGUACGACUUCUGGGGGACCGUAAAUGGAACGCAGACGAUGACUGCCCAACAAAGAAGUGUGGUAGGUCUGGGGGAGACCGUCAACAAGGCGGGCGUGGCCAGGGGAUGGUGGACGAAUGAGGUCGAGGGAAUUGUCGGGGGCACGUUGGCCAAGCGACCUGAAGCAGUAUACAGUAUGGCUUGCGAAGGAGAUGCCUUGUGGACGCUAGCGGGGACGCAGUCUGGACCUAUAAACCUCUACACACUGCGGCAUUCCCCGGGACAUCUGGUCCAUACUUUGAAAGGGCAUACCAAUGUCGUCUCUUGUAUGACGUUGCUGCCGGAAGAGAAGAGCUUCAUAAGUGGAUCCUGGGACGGAACAGUCAAAGAAUGGGAUUUGAAUACGGGCCAGGCAACCCGCUCUUACCCAAGCCACAAGGCCCAGAUAUCUUCUAUCGCUCUCCGUCCCACCGGUAUCUCUUCCUCCCCUCCUUCCUCUCCGGCACCCCAGAAAGACGAAGAUGGCGAAGAGACAGGAAAUGGUCUUGCUGCCAACAUCAAUCUCUCGGUUGGGCCCGACUUUUUCCAAAAGAAAGACGGCCCUUCAGAAAACGAAAAUAGUUUAGACAAAGCUAGCGAGGGCAAGAAACUCAGUGGGGAGAGUGGUGAUGUGGAUAUGGCAUCAGCUACUACACCCAACUCUGGAGCUGUCGACUCUCUGUUCGGCGACGAAGCCUCCGAGUCUGAACAGCCACCCGCUUCAAUUCUACCCACCAACGAGCCUCCUCCUUCUCUGCCUUCGCCAGACAAACCAAAAACGCUUGGUCUCGCACUUCCGGGUCAGCGCCCAACCAUCACCAUUCCGCCUCAACAACCCCAAGCUCAAUCCCGAGGUCAAAACCAAGUGUCACAACAGAUACCGCCGGGCCCACCUUCAGCACCGCUCUUCAAACCCCUUCUUCCCACCUCAGCCAAACAAGCUGCUGCCAAUCACAUCCCAGUCCUCAGCCCUGCUGGCUACAAGAACUACUCGGACGAUGUAUUGUUGACGAGUUCGAUGGAUGGGCAGUUGGUAUUGAUUGAUAGACGAGUACCCAGCUAUGAAGGAGCGGGGUCCGGUGUAGGGAGAUUGGUGGCGGGGGAGAAGACGCCACCUUGGUGUAUGUCUGCGACAUGGCUAUCAAAUGGGAACCAAGUCCUCGCAGGCAGACGUAACGGCACAGUCGAAGUAUGGGACGUCCGGAAAGGCUCGAAUGCUGCCAACACCAAUAUCCUACGGACACUCCGGACACCGGCUGGAUCUGGACCUAUCAGCUCUGUUGUGGCGUUCCCCGAUGGACAACAUAUAGCCACGUCUUCUACGGAUAAUCUGAGACUAUGGAAUGCUGCAGAGCUUUUCCAGCCUGAGGAUUCGAUCAAGCGUAGUAAAGGCAAAACGCCGUUUAGAAUCAUUGCGGGCCAUCACGGUGGUACCAUAUCAUCUAUGAUCGUGGACUCGACGUGCAGAUUCCUAGUGACCGCUAGCGGAGACAGAGGAUGGGGCGGUGAGAGCACGAAGGCAGUGCUGAUCCAUGAGAUCAAGUGGUAG